This is a messenger RNA of Pangasianodon hypophthalmus (striped catfish), 1442 nucleotides long. It is a transcript of the gene cibar1, whose product is annotated as CBY1 interacting BAR domain containing 1. The coding region runs from base 191 to 1102 and encodes 303 amino acids. The transcript has 9 exons. Lineage: Eukaryota; Metazoa; Chordata; Actinopteri; Siluriformes; Pangasiidae. The record is from RefSeq and is a predicted model, not a curated record. Gene Ontology annotation, biological process: cilium assembly. Gene Ontology annotation, cellular component: ciliary basal body; ciliary transition zone.
GUCGUCGUCACUUCCGCCGGAAGUGGCCGCGCAACUCCAUGGUAACGGCGCACGCCUUUCUCGAAUAUUUAGCUACCUAGCCAUUUAGCUAAUGCUAGCUACCUCGAAAACAUAUAGAAAGACAGCAGAAAAUCCUGUAAAGUAUUAUAAGUUAUUAGUAAAUUAGCGAGUCGCUGUUUUUUGCAGGAUAAUGAGUCGCACCCCGGAUGCAAGAGCAAGAGACACGCAGACCAGGCAGAUCCAGGAGGGCAUCACCCAUGUGGAGAAACAUUUUGGGGAGCUGUGCCAGCUUUUUGCAGCGUACGUGCGUAAAACAGCACGACUGAGAGACAAGGCUGACCUGCUGGUCCGAGAGAUUGGCUUCUACGCAGACACGGAGACACCCAAUCUGAAAAAUGGCCUGAAGAAUUUUGCAGAUCAGUUUGCCAAAAUUCAGGACUACAGACAAGCCCAGGUGGAGAGACUUGAUGCCAAAGUGGUCGAGCCACUGAAAGCGUAUGGUACUAUUGUGAAACUGAAAAGGGAGGACCUGAAACUUACUCAGAGCGCCAGGAACCGAGAGGCAAAGCAGAUGCAGCAGCUGGAGAGAACGAGACAGAGGAACCCCUCUGACAGACAGAUCAUUUCACAGGCUGAGAGCGAGCUGCAGCGAGCCACGAUGGACGCCACGCGCACGACUCGCCAACUCGAGGAGACAAUAGACCUGUUUGAAAGGCAGAAGAUUCGAGAUAUCAAGAAAAUCUUCGGGGAGUUUGUAACUGUGGAGAUGGCAUUUCAUGCCAAAGCGUUGGAGGUGUACACUACUGCCUAUCAGCACAUCCAAAAUGUGGAUGAAGAAGCAGAUCUAGAGGUUUUCAGGAGCUCCCUACAUCCCCCUGACUAUCAGUCACGCAUAGAUAUCGUCCGUGCUAAUUCCAAAACAUCUUUAAAUCACACCGGCACAUCUAUGAGUAAAUCAGGGACCUUGCAGUCAAGGACUACAAAAGGACAGAAGAAAGGGGUUGAAGAAGAAGAGGAGGAGGAGGACGGUGAUGAUGAUGAUGAUGAUGAUGACGACGAUGACGAUGAUGAUUUGGAGGACAUUACAGAUGAUGAGAAAUAAUUAACCUGCUUAACUGCUUCUUGUGCCAUAGUAUUUUUUUAAACAGUGUUGCAACUUAAAUUUCUCAAUUGCACAACUGUGUAAUGUGUACUUAAUCAACCAGCAGUAGUUAUUAGCUCUAUUAUUAGUGCCUGUAAAGAUUUGCUGUUUUUAAGUGUUUUAUAUAAAGCAUGUACAGUAAGAUUGGACUUUUUUUUUUUUUACUUUAGAUCAUUUGAAAUGAAACGUUUUUGAUUCUCUAGUGCCAACAGUGAUUAUUUCUGAGUGCAGUGUUAAAGUUUAAAAUUGAUAUGGUGAAUUAAUAUGUGACCAAAUAAACCCCAGUUGUGUUAUUUCUAAA